AUUUUUCGAAGGGACACAGAAAUUCAAAAUUCAAUCUCAAACCGAUCAUGCUCUUAAUAAGUCAAAUAUUCAUUGGACUUGUGUAAAUACGACACGAAAAUUAAUCGGCUAAAAGUCCAAUUAAUCAUUACGAAGUACGUAGUAGUUAAAUUAUAUAUAAAUCCCUCACUGUCGAUGCCUGCUUCUUCUCCUUAUAAUUAGCUUCUUGAAGUUAGUGUAUAUCAUUCCAGAAAGAAACUGAAUAAGUUCUUAAACUUCUGUGGUAUGGGAGUUUUCCCAUCAGAGGAAAAGAAGGAUAAAAUGGCGGAAGAAGAAGAGAAACUGCAGCCUCUCCUGGAAGCUUCUCCCGCCCCAAAAGGUGGCUUCAGAACCAUGCCCUUCAUUGCUGGAAAUUUGGCAUUGAUGACAAUGGCUAAUUGUGGGUUAACUCCGAAUAUGAUACUCUAUCUGAUGAGGGAGUAUCGAAUGGAUAUGGCCACUGGCUCAAAUGUGCUAUAUUGGUGGAAAGCAGCUACACAUAUCACUCCCGUUGUUGGAGCUUUAAUGGCAGAUUCUUUUGUGGGUCGGUUUCAGAUGAUUACCAUUGGGUCCAUUAUUAACCUUUUGGGUAUACUUCUGUUUUGGCUAACAACUAUUAUACCACAAGCAAGGCCGCCUCCUUGCACUGAAUUUAACAUCAUUUGCCCUUCUGCAACAACUCUGCAGCUUCUUCUUUUAUACCUCUCCUUUAUCCUUAUAUCCAUUGGUGAAGGAGGAGUAAAAGCUUCUUCCUUGGCAUUUGGAGUUGAUCAGUUAAAGAAUAUCCGAAAUGAUGGGAGAGCAAUGGAAAGCUUCUUUGGCUGUUAUUAUGUUGUUAAAACGGUAUCCCUUAUCAUUUCCUUGACUUGUUUGGUCUAUGUCCAAGAGAAAAUGGGAUGGGAAGUUGGUUUUGGAAUCCUUGCCUUGCUUAUGCUAUUUGCUACUAUUUUCAUCCUCUUGGGUUCUCCAUUCUAUGUGAGGUCAAAGCCCAAAGGAAGUUUAAUCACAGGAUUAGUUCAAGUGGUUGUUGCUUUUUACAGAAAGAGGAGCCUCAUGAUCUCAUCCAAUAAUGGAGGUCUUGUGACAUACCAUCAACAAGGUAACAUGAUAUGUCCUCCAAGUGAAACACUAAGGUUUCUGAAUAAGGCUUGCAUUAUAGAAGAUCCCCAACAAGACAUAAACCCAAAUGGGAAAGCAUCUGAUCCAUGGAGUCUUUGUACAGUAGAGCAAGUAGAGGAUCUUAAAGCAUGCCUUAAGGUAAUCCCAAUAUGGGCCACUGGAGUUGUAAUGAGCAUAAACUUCAACCAAGGCGCUUUCUCCACGCUUCAAGCGACCACCAUGAACCGCCACAUUGGGUCAUCAUCUACUAGCUUUCAAAUCCCCACAGGCUCUAUCAGUCUCUUCUCAUACGCCUCGAUCAUAAUGUGGCUCGUGUUAGAUGAUCGAAUCAUUAGACGACGUCUCCGUUUCACCCCGGUGGCGAGAAUGGGGUCGGGGAUCUUGCUCUCUUUCAUUUCUGUUGUGGCAACAGCCUUGGUUGAGGCUUUCCGGCGGAACCUGGCUAUAAAGGAGGGAUUCUCCGAAACCCCCGGGGGCAUUGUAGAUAUGUCAGUUCUCUGGAUCAUACCACACUCGCUUAUCGGGGGGGUUGCAGAGGGAAUGAACGCGGUUGCUCAGAAUGAGUUUUACAUUUCAGAGUUCCCGCAAAGCAUGUGGAGCAUAGCGUCAAACUUUCUCGAGCUAGGGAUGGCAGUGGCGAGUAUGCUUGCGAGCUUUCUGAUGAGCAUCGUUAAUGAGGUCACUACAGGUCUGGAAGGUGGGAGCUGGAUAUCGAGCAACAUAAAUAAGGGUCACUAUGACUACUACAAUUGGGUGCUUGCUGGAUUGAGUCUGGUCAAUCUUCUGCUUUUCUUCUUCUGCAGUCGUGCAUAUGGCCCCUGCCGGGAAGGGCGAUGUUGAUGUAGAGUCUUCAUGAACCCCUCUAUUGUCUUGGAUAGUAGUUUGAUAGUUUGGUGUGAUCUGGUCUGGCGUAAUGUUUAAUUUCUUUGUAAAGUCCAAAUAAAAACAUUACCAUUAUAACACAACUUUUCCUUUUUAGUUGAAUUGCAUCAUUUUGAAACCCUG
Cuscuta epithymum is the source of this 2142-nucleotide messenger RNA. Lineage: Eukaryota; Viridiplantae; Streptophyta; Magnoliopsida; Solanales; Convolvulaceae. The record is from the annotation of a GenBank genome assembly.